GCUAUACAAGCGAUUGGUAUAACUGCUGGUGUUCAUCGUCUUUGGUCACAUCACGCUUACAAAGCCAAAUUACCGCUUCGAGCUCUGCUUCUCAUUUUCUACACCGUGGCUGGCCAGAACAAGAUUUCGGAUUGGGUGCGAGAUCAUCGGAUACAUCAUAAAUAUGCUGACACGGACGCGGAUCCGCACAACAGCAAUCGCGGAUUCUUCUUCUCCCACAUCGGCUGGUUGAUGAUGAAAAAGCAUCCGGAAGUGAUCCGAAGAGGUCGUGAGAUUGACAUGAGCGAUGUCCUGACGGAUCCUGUCGUCGUGUUCGACGAAAAGUAUUUCGUGAUACUUAGAUUUCUCUUUUGCUUCAUGCUACCGGUACUGGUACCGGUUUAUGGAUGGAACGAGACAUGGAUGAGGUCAAUUAAAUCGCAGUGGUUGCUUCGCUACGUGAUCAGCUUGAAUUCCACGUGGAGCGUCAAUAGUGUGGCUCAUAUGUGGGGUUCGAAACCGUAUAACGCACACAUUAAUCCGACGAAUAAUAAGCUGGUUGCUUUUCUGACGUUUGGCGAGGGCUGGCACAAUUAUCAUCAUGUGUUCCCGUGGGAUUAU
Messenger RNA from Odontomachus brunneus, 600 nucleotides. RefSeq names its product acyl-CoA Delta(11) desaturase-like. Gene Ontology annotation, biological process: unsaturated fatty acid biosynthetic process. The record is from RefSeq and is a predicted model, not a curated record. The transcript has 4 exons. The annotation marks the transcript as partial. NCBI's taxonomy places the organism in Eukaryota, Metazoa, Arthropoda, Insecta, Hymenoptera, Formicidae. Gene Ontology annotation, molecular function: stearoyl-CoA 9-desaturase activity; iron ion binding. Gene Ontology annotation, cellular component: endoplasmic reticulum membrane.